CCACGUGGUCAUAAACUGGUCAGAAGCAGUAGGAAGAGAGCCAGAGUCAGUGAGUCUCGCAGUGAGUACACUCGAAGUAGUGAGAGAGAAAGAAGAAGAGGAAGGUGUAACGUUGAAGCUCAAGUCCUCUAAGACCGUAAAGAAAGACUCAAAGGAUCCCAUCCUGCUGCUUGAAGAAGCUUCCACACUGAGCAGAAGAAGAGGAAAGCGUAUUAGAAACACUCUUACUUCUUGAAGACUCUCUCUACUCUGGUAUAGUAUCUUCAUUAGAUGAGGCCCUAACUCUAUUUAACCGAAUAUGGAAAACUCGUCAGAUUACGUCACUCUCACACGACCAGCAGAACCAAAUAGCAUCACUCAUUGAUCAUCCUUCCAGUGAUGUCAAGGCCCUAGUGUUAAAGUGUUGGGUGAAAGUGGCCAAGAAAUUUUCAUCAGAGUUUGUUACUCAAUGUCUUAAAGAAACUGUUGAGGUUGUGUACUCUCCUAGUCAUACCCUCCGGAUGGAGUGCUUGAAUCUGAUUGGUCGCUUAAGCCACAGGGCCCCCAGUCAUGAAGCCUUGUUGCUCUUGAUUACUGAGUUUUGUAAUGACAUUGAUCCAAGAGUCCGUAGAGAAGCAAUGAAAGCACUAUUACAGAUGAUGGAAGAGGGUGUAUCCAUUGGUGUGUCUAUAUACAAUAAGGCGUGUGAGUUAUUGAAUGAUGAUGAUGAGUCUGUUCGCUACAUUUCUAUCAAGCUAGUUCAUUCAUUAGGACUCUCUUUGAAGGAAAGUACCAUCCCUCAUUCAAAGGACCCCAGUGUUACUCUAUCAUUAGAGGAUGAUGCAUUCAUAAAGACGUGUGGCAUGGUAACUGAUGGAUCCCUUCAGGUACGCUGUCUCUCUGCUUCUCUCCUUGGCCAGUUCACUAGCGUCAGUGAAAGGUUUCUACUCCAGACUCUGGACAAGAAGCUAAUGUCUCACCUUCGUUAUGUGAAGAGUGAUCAUGAUAGAGCCCGUGAGCUCCACACUCAAGGAUCAUGGGACACUGGUCAACGGUGGGGAGGGGGCCCUACUAAAAUGAACCUGGAUCCAUCUGAGGUUACUCUAAUGAGUUCUGGUUCCUGUGGUGCUUUUGUUCAUUGUACUGAGGAUGAGUUCAUGGAGGUCAGAUCUGCUGCUAUACAGUCAAUGGGUCAGCUGAGUGGGAGGAGCUCUGAGUUUGGCCAUGCCUCCCUUGACUUCCUUAUAGACAUGAUCAAUGAUGAGAUACAGUCUGUUAGACUACUGGCUCUUAAGACACUCAGAAAAGUGAGUGAGUCCAUUAACCUAAGAGAAGAUCAACUGGAGACAAUACUAGGAGUACUACAAGAGUCUUCAUUAGAAAUAAGAGAAGCCAUUCAUGAUCUAUUAUCCUAUAGUCAUGUGACCAGUAGGAGUGGCCUACAGUCUGUUGUUCAGUGUUUGUUGGAUAAUUUAAGGAAUUAUUCGUCAGAUAAGUUAUCAAUAUGGUCGUGUCUGAAGCAGUUGGGUCUGAAUCACGCUCAUCUGGUAUCAGUGUUAGCUCCGGAGCUAUUGAGUAUUCAUCCUUACUACAUGAGCAAGGAACCUGAUAUUAAUGAUCCAGCAUAUACCAGUAUAUUGAUAUUAGUGUUCAAUGGAGCUAGUGUCAUCAAUACACUGACUCCUCUCUUUCCCUCUCAUGUCUUCAGACACCAUCUUUGUCUUAGAGACACUUUACCUCACCUUGUACCACCUAUCAAUGGUUUCUGA
Molecule: messenger RNA, 1748 nt
Organism: Amphimedon queenslandica
Lineage: Eukaryota; Metazoa; Porifera; Demospongiae; Haplosclerida; Niphatidae
Product: integrator complex subunit 4-like
Exons: 12
Coding region: 501-1748 (415 amino acids)
Biological process (GO): snRNA processing
Cellular component (GO): integrator complex
Source: RefSeq, a predicted model, not a curated record